This is a messenger RNA of Chroicocephalus ridibundus (black-headed gull), 6141 nucleotides long. It is a transcript of the gene POLR1A, whose product is annotated as RNA polymerase I subunit A. The record is from RefSeq and is a predicted model, not a curated record. Gene Ontology annotation, cellular component: RNA polymerase I complex. The coding region runs from base 121 to 5241 and encodes 1706 amino acids. Lineage: Eukaryota; Metazoa; Chordata; Aves; Charadriiformes; Laridae. Gene Ontology annotation, molecular function: DNA binding. The transcript has 34 exons. Gene Ontology annotation, biological process: DNA-templated transcription.
GUACCGCCCGGCCCCGCCUGCGCGUGCCACCGGGACCGCGUGGUGCUUGCUGUGGCGCAGAAGCUUCGGCGGCAGCAGAGAAGAGCGAAGCAGCGGCCGGGGAUAAAUCGCUCGUCCGCCAUGAGGCCGCCGAAAGUGGUGCCGUGGCGGCGGCUGGUUGGUGUCUCCUUCGGGAUGUACACGGCCGAGGAGAUUAGGAAACUGAGUGUAAAAGCCAUAACAAAUCCUCAGUAUUUGGAUAAUAUGGGGAAUCCAGCCAGUAAUGGACUGUAUGACUUGUCUUUGGGACCUCCAGACUCCAAGGAAGCGUGUGCAACUUGCAUGCAGAACUUCAGGAACUGCCCUGGUCAUUUUGGCCAUAUAGAACUGCCUCUGACUGUCUACAACCCUCUGUUUUUUGAUAAAUUAUACCUUCUAAUUCGAGGUUCGUGUUUAAAUUGUCACAUGCUGACGUGUGCUCGAGCUGUGGUUCACUUACUGCUAAGUCAGCUGAAGGUUCUGGAGAAGGGGUUGCUUCAUGCCGUUCAUGAUCUUGAAGUCAUUCUGAACAGGUUUUUAGAGCAAUGUGCAGAUGCAACAGGUUCAGAAAUCGAAGAAGAGUUAAAUCGCCACGUUCAGGAAAUAUUACAAAAUUCUCAAAUAAGGGAUCAGUGUUCGAAUGUAAAAAACGUGUGCGAGUGUAGAAAUAAACUGAUAACACAGUUCUGGAAAGCACAUAUGAGUUCAAAGAAAUGCCCAAACUGCAAAUCUAGGAGAUCACUAGUGCGAAAAGAGCAUAACAGCAAACUGACAGUAACCUAUCCUUCUACAGUGUACCGUAAGUCUGGAGAGGAAGGCAUUCUGGAUGAACCAGCAGGUAUUGAGGAAAGCCAGUUAGGUAAGAGAGGGUACCUGACACCGAUGACUGCCAAGGAAUACGUCCUGGCUCUGUGGAAGAAUGAAGGUUUCUUUUUGCGUUAUCUCUUCCCUGGGAUGGAUCCCCAUGACAGUUCAGGAUUCAGUCCAGACAUGUUUUUUUUAGAUCUACUUGUGGUUCCUCCUUCAAGGUAUCGUCCUGUGAAUCGUCUUGGAGACCGACUGUUUACAAAUGGUCAGACUGUGAACUUGCAGGCUGUCAUGAAAGAUGUGAAACUGAUACGGAAGCUCUUGGUUUUCAUGGCAAAAGAGCAAUGUCAGCCAAUAAAAAUUGCAGAAGAAAUACAAACGGAGACAGGAGAGAAUAAUGAACCUCUCGACCAUUCUGUCCUGACAAUGAUAACAGGACAGACCAUUGCAGAUAAGCUGUACAAUGCUUGGAUUCGUCUUCAGAGCCAUGUCAACAUUGUAUUUGAUAGUGAUAUGGACAAACUAACAACAGAAAAAUACCCUGGUAUUCGUCAGCUAUUAGAGAAGAAGGAAGGACUGUUCCGCAAGCACAUGAUGGGAAAGCGUGUGGAUUUCGCUGCUCGAUCAGUCAUUUGCCCCGAUAUGUACAUUGGUACCAAUGAGAUUGGCAUUCCUAUGGUAUUUGCUACCAAACUGACUUACCCUCAGCCAGUCACUCCCUGGAAUGUCAAAGAGCUGAGGCAGGCUGUCAUAAAUGGCCCGAAAGUUCACCCUGGGGCCUCCAUGGUCAUUAAUGAAGAUGGAUCUCGUACAGUGUUGAGUGCAAGCAGCCUGACCCAGAGGGAAGCCAUAGCCAAGCAACUCCUCACUCCUUCUUCAGGAGCACCCCAGUCAGGACUGAAGAUUGUAUGUCGACAUAUUAAAAAUGGAGAUGUCCUUUUACUGAACCGCCAGCCCACUCUUCAUAGACCCUCCAUCCAAGCUCACCGGGCCCGAAUCCUGCCUGGAGAAAAAGUGCUGAGGCUUCACUAUGCCAACUGCAAGGCUUACAAUGCUGAUUUUGAUGGCGAUGAAAUGAACGCCCAUUUUCCACAGAGUGAGCUGGGUAGAGCAGAAGCCUACACCUUAGCUUUUACUGAUGAACAGUAUCUGGUUCCAAAGGAUGGGAAGCCACUUCCUGGCUUAAUCCAGGAUCACAUGAUUUCUGGAGUCAGCAUGACAAUCCGGGGCUGCUUUUUCACCAGAGAGCAAUAUAUGGAGCUUGUUUACCGAGGACUAACAGACAAAAAAGGAAGAAUUAAAAUCCUUCCCCCUGCCAUUAUGAAACCACAGAGAUUAUGGACAGGAAAGCAGGUUGUUUCUACAUUGUUAAUAAACAUCAUUCCAGAAAAACAGCUCCCACUGAAUUUGACUGGGAAAGCUAAGAUUGGUGGAAGAGCCUGGGUAAAGGGACCUGCAAACAGAUGUCUAAAUCUUGAUUCAAUGUGUGAAUCUCAGGUUAUUAUUAGAAAUGGGGAAUUACUGUGUGGAGUCUUGGACAAAGCUCACUUUGGCAGCUCUGCCUAUGGCCUUGUCCACUGUUGCUAUGAAAUCUAUGGGGGUGAAACCAGUGGGAAAGUGCUAACAUGUCUAGGACGCCUCUUUACUGCUUAUCUGCAGCUGUACAGGGGAUUUACAAUGGGGAUUGAAGAUAUUUUGGUUAAACCUGAAGCAGACCACAGAAGAAAAAAAAUCAUUGAAAAGUCAAGCCAGCAUGGUAUUGAAGCUGUUAGAGCUGCUCUUAAUUUGCCAGAAACAGCAUCAUGUGAGGAGGUCCAAGGAAAAUGGCAGGAUGCCCAUCUCUGCAAAGACCAGAGGGAUUUUAACAUGGUUGAUAUGAAAUUCAAAGAGGAAGUAAACAGUUACAACAAUGAAAUUAACAAGGUUUGUAUGCCCCUUGGUCUCCACAGGAGCUUUCCAGAGAACAAUUUGCAGUUGAUGGUACAGUCAGGAGCCAAAGGAUCCACUGUAAAUACAAUGCAGAUUUCUUGUUUGCUGGGCCAGAUUGAGUUGGAAGGUCGAAGACCUCCGCUGAUGGCAUCUGGCAAGUCACUGCCAUGUUUCCAGCCUUAUGAUUUUUCCCCUAGCUCAGGAGGAUUUGUGACUGGCAGAUUUCUCACUGGGAUCAAACCUUCUGAAUUCUUCUUUCACUGCAUGGCUGGCAGGGAAGGUCUUGUGGAUACAGCUGUGAAAACCAGCCGUUCUGGAUACCUGCAAAGGUGUAUCAUAAAACAUUUGGAAGGACUGGUAGUUCAGUAUGACCUGACUGUACGAGAUAGUGAUGGCAGUGUGGUGCAGUUUCUGUAUGGAGAAGAUGGGCUUGAUAUCCCUAAAACUCAGUUCUUGCAACCCAAGCAGUUCCCUUUCAUUGCAGAUAACUAUGAGGUAAUCCAGAAGGCAAACCAUCUGGAUGAAGCUUUAGCAAGGAUGGAGUCUCACCAAGCUAACGAGCAGUUCAAAGCCAUCAAGAAGUGGCGAGCCAGGCACCAAAACUCGGUGCAAAGAGAAGGGGGUUUUCUGAUGUUUUCACAAAAGAAAAUGGCAAGUGUAAAAGCACAGAUUCCAGGAGGAGAAAUCAAAAAUGGAAGAGAUCCUGCUACUUUACAGUUACUGAAGAUGUGGUAUGAACUAGAUGAGAAGAAACGAAGAAAGUAUCUGAAGAAGACAAAUAAGUGUCCUGACCCAAGCCUCGGUGUUUGGCGUCCAGAUACUUAUUUUGCAUCUGUUUCAGAAACAUUUGAAAAUGGAGUCGAAGAUUAUAUCAACAGAUGGCAAUCUGAGAACAGUCAAAGUUAUAUGCACCCAGCACUUUCUUCUGAUAGAUUAAAGGAUUUGUUGUAUUUAAAGUGGCAGCGAUCUCUUUGUGACCCAGGAGAAGCUGUAGGUCUUCUUGCAGCUCAGAGUAUUGGGGAACCUUCCACACAGAUGACUCUGAACACCUUCCACUUUGCUGGCAGAGGUGAAAUGAAUGUCACGUUGGGUAUUCCAAGGUUGCGGGAAAUAUUGAUGGUGGCCAGUGCAAAUAUUAAAACACCAACAAUGAGUGUUCCUGUGUUUAAUACCAAGAAAGCUCUCAAGAAGGUGAAACAGCUUAAGAAAAGGCUCACAAGAGUGUGCUUAGCUGAGGUCUUACAGAAAGUUGACAUAGAGGAAUCCCUGCGUGUGGAGUGCAAGCAGAACAAACAUCGCCUCUACAAAAUCAAAUUCCAUUUCUUGCCUCAUGAAUAUUACCGAGAGGAAAAGUGUGUGAAGCCCAGGGAGAUCUUGCACUUCAUGGAAAGAAGGUUCUUCAAAAUUUUGCUGGAAGCAAUUAAAAGGAAGAAUGCAAAGAUGGCAUCUUUUACUGAAGUCAGCACCCGGAAGGCAACUCGGAAAGAUUUAGAUGGUGAUCAAGACAAGACACAGAAUAAUCCUUCAGCAGAGGAAGAAGAGAACAUUGUUGACGCGGAAGCUGAUGAAGGGGAUGGUGAUGCUACAGAAGCAAAACGGAAGAAGAACCAGGAAGAAGAGGUUGAUUAUGAAAGCGAAGAAGAGGAUGGGGAAGAAAACAUUGAUGAAAAUCUAGAAGAUGAAGAUGCUGAAUCAGAAAAAGAAGAAAGGACUCCUGGUGCUGAAGAAGAUCAGAAUGAAGCAGAUGGUGGUGAUUCUCAACAUCUUUCCUUUAUGUCUCAGACUAAAAAAGAGAAAGAUCGAUUACUUCAGUCAGCACAGUUGCGAGUGAAUGCUGUUCUAGAGAGCCACCCGUCAAUACAGGAUUACACAUUUGACACUGAAAAUGAACUUUGGUGUGAGGUUUCAUUGGCGCUUCCGUUGAUGAAGGUUUACUUCGAUAUCUCCUCCUUGCUUGUCUCUCUCGCACGAAGCACAGUCAUUCAUGAAGUGAAGGGGAUCACACGAUGCUUGUUGAAUGAAAGUACCAAUAGGCAAGGAGAGAAGGAACUUGUUCUGAACACCGAAGGGAUAAACCUUGCAGAGCUGUUCAGAUACUCUGAUAUUUUGGACCUGAACAGACUUUAUUCCAAUGAUAUUCAUGCCAUGGCUAAGAAUUAUGGAAUUGAGUCUGCCCUGAGGGUGAUAAUAAAGGAAAUAAAAGAUGUAUUUGCUGUAUAUGGCAUUGUGGUAGACCCUCGUCACCUUUCACUUGUGGCAGAUUACAUGUGUUUUGAAGGAUUUUAUAAACCGCUGAAUCGUUUUGGAAUUCAGUCCAACUCCUCUCCUCUGCAACAGAUGACGUUUGAAACCAGCUACAAAUUCUUGAAGGAGGCAACAAUGAUGGGCGCCCAUGAUGAACUGCGAUCCCCUUCUGCGUGCCUAGUGGUUGGAAAAGUUGUGAAAGGAGGGACUGGUUUGUUUGACCUCAAGCAACCCCUUACAUAGUAUUUUGGUUAGGAUUCUGACUACAACGUUCAUUGUAAGAUACGUAUGCUCUCUGGCUAUGCAACAAGGGCACAUACUUUGUCCCCAGUUAUCUUCCCUGUGCCAAUAGGUUUGUUAAUCUGGAUACCUGAUGAGCCUAAUCUAUUUAGUGAGAAUGUCUGCACCUAUAGGAGCUAUCCUUUGAUCCAAAGAAAUGUUUAUUUACUGUUCAUUAAUGUAAAAAGUGAGAUUAUUGGUUUACACAGAAGAGAAUAAAAUGAAGGAGGCCAUCUGGGUCUCAACCAGGCUGUGCAACAGCUGUGGCGGACAGAAGUCAAAGCAGAAUCUGUUUAUGCUGUCUGAUAUUUGUGGGGCAAAAUCCCGUCUGGGUGGGUAGUGCUAGUUGCCACACGGUUGUUAUGUGACAAAAUUCCAGUAUUGGAAGUAGCACUCUCAGACUCACAGGCUGAGCUGGGCAGUGCUGUGCUGAAGCUUCAACGUUGUAUUGAAGCAUCUGUGCUUGAGGCAUAUCCUCUUCUUGUGCUGUACUUGCGUGCACUGCCAUGACUUUUAUAACCUUUAGAGGAUGCAUUUUCCUGUUCUGCUACUUCAUUCAUGAUGUGUCUGCGACACAAUUGUUAAAUUUCUUGAUUAGAUGAAGACCGGAAUUCAGAGUGUUCGUGGUUUCUAUAGGCAUUUUCUAAUGCCUACUCAUGACUUCUUUGUAUGGAACAGAUGUCUGCACAGUGAGAAACCUGACAUUUGAUAAAGAUUUAUUUCUUAAAUGGCAACGUGAGCUGCUGUAACAGUGACUGCACAAAAGACUCCUGUAAGAAUUACUGAAACAGAAUUUUUAAACUAUUUUUGCUUAAAUAUUUGGUAUCAAAGAGGGUAUUUAAUAAAGGACAUUACAAAGAAGUA